This is a messenger RNA of Chenopodium quinoa (quinoa), 1346 nucleotides long. RefSeq lists its product as uncharacterized. Gene Ontology annotation, cellular component: plasma membrane. The record is from RefSeq and is a predicted model, not a curated record. The coding region runs from base 319 to 969 and encodes 216 amino acids. The transcript is spliced from 3 exons. Gene Ontology annotation, biological process: response to desiccation. NCBI's taxonomy places the organism in Eukaryota, Viridiplantae, Streptophyta, Magnoliopsida, Caryophyllales, Amaranthaceae.
GUACUUAUUUCCAUUCCCAACCAUUUAUUAUCAAAUUGGUUGCAAUUCACUUCCAAAUAUUCUUAUUCUUAAACCUCUUGUUAUUUCCAUUCUAGCAUUCCCACCAAACAAACAAGACUUUUUUUUUUUUUGGUUUAAUUGGAUUAAAACUCUCAAUCCCACCCUCAAUUCCCACACACCAAACACCUCCCUACGAAAACUACCACGGCCGUUCACACCAUAGUAAAUUAGUAACACGGCAGUGCGCGGCGGCAAUGUACACCAUCAACGGAGAUAAAUAACCAAACCAAACCCCACCCAUCAAAAAAACAAAUAAAAAUGAGCUCCAAACCCGAACCCAUCCUCUACUCCUCUCUACCAUCCGACCCAAAUUCCCAACCAACUACCGUCCAAAACUACGUCGUUUUACCCAUCUACCAUCCCACGCGCCACCGCUUCCUCCGCCACCUCCGGCGCAACCUCCUCUCUUUCUCUCUCCUCCUCCUCCUCAUCCUCGCCGUCUUCCUCCUCUUCCCUUCCGACCCCCAACUCCGACUCGUCCGACUCAAACUCAACCACAUCCGAGUCAACUCAGAUCAUCAUCUCUCUCUCGACCUUUCUCUCUCUCUUACUCUCAAAGUUCGCAACCCUGAUUUCUUCUCUGUCAAUUACGACGCUUUGAAUGUCUCGAUUUCGUAUCGCGGGAGGGAAUUAGGGUUUGUGAACUCUGAUGGUGGGAGGAUUAAAGCGCGAGGAUCGUCGUAUGUUGAUGCCACGCUUUUGGUUGAUGGAUUUGAGGUUUUUCAUGAUUUGUUUUAUUUGAUUGAAGAUGUUGCUGCUGGUAAAGUUCCAUUUGAUACUAUUUCUACUAUUAAAGGGAGAUUUGGACUCUUUUUCCUCAAAAUUCCAAUUGAGACUAAAGUGUCAUGUGAGGUAGACGUAAAUCCAAAAGAUCAGACAAUCGUUCAUCAAAAUUGCUAUCCUGAGUGACUUAGGUGGUUAUACAAGAAGCUGCUAUUAUUCAAUCAGUAGUGGAGAUACUUCUUGCUCGAUAGUCUGGAGGUGUAAAUUUCAGAAGCCUAAUCUAUGUGAGUCGCAGGAUCUGCAUAUCGUGUGGAAAUUUAUGUACAUUAUAAUGAUUAUUAUUGUACAGGGGUUAUGUACAUUAUUUCGAAGUCAAUAUUAUUCCUUAUAACAUCUUACUCGAUCAUUCACAUUGAGAAAUCUACAUGCUCUGUAUACGACAUCUGAUUGUAUGUAUCACCACAGUAUCUCCGUAUGCAGCUCUGUUUGCUGGACUGCAAUGAAUGGGGAAUGUCAUAAACCAAAAAAUCCUUUUCGUUCUAUUUAAAUCGCAACAUUGUCCA